AUGAGAACUUCAUUUGUCGGGCUGGCCUCCAUGGCUGCAAUGCAACUAUGGGUUACGGCCGGAAUUCGCAUGCCGAGGUCGGAUGAUGCAUUACCAGGCGGAGUGUCCUAUCCCAACUCGACCCAAUACGCCAUUUCGAAUAACUACUGGUCCGCACCGCAGGCUGAAACCCGCCCAGCCUGCUUUGUGACGCCGAAAAGCACAGAAGAGGUUUUCAUAAUCAUAAAAACCCUCGAUUCUCUCUCGGCACAGUUCACGGUCAAGAGCGGCGGUCAUACGGCAUUCGCAGGUGGAUCCAAUAUCGAGGAUGGUGUCACCAUCGACCUCGCCCGUCUCAAUCACAUCACCGUGUCAGAUGACCGUCGAACUGUGUCUAUUGGAUCCGGCAACCGAUGGUACAAUGUAUCGCAAGUGCUCGACCCGCUGGGUCUCGCUGUUGUCGGGGGCCGGGUGAGCGAUGUUGGCGUCAGCGGACUCAUUCUCGGAGGCGGCAUCUCUUACUUCUCGGGAGAGUAUGGUUGGGCAUGCGAUAAUGUCCGCAACUUUGAAGUGGUUCUGGCCUCUGGCGAGAUCGUCAAUGCCUCGGCGUCUGAGAAUAUGGACUUGUUCUGGGCGCUGCGCGGGGGCGGAGGCUCCAAUUUUGGCGUCGUCACCCGAUUCGAUCUCGUCGCUUUCGAGCAGGGAGAUAUAUGGCUCUACAACCCCAUCUAUCCGUUGCCUGCGAGCUCUGAGCUCGUGCCGGCUUUCGUGGAUCUGGUUCUGAAUGGUCUGCCAUCAGAUCAUGAUGCGCACACGUUCUUCGUGAUGGCGAACUUUCCAGGAUAUGGCGACAUCAUUGCAAGCUACAUGUACCAUGCCAAGCCGCCGUUGGCGGCGGGAGACGCGCCACCCGUCUUCGCCAACAUGAUGUCCGUCCCGGGGGCUAUUUCCAACACCACAAUGGUUGCCAAUGUUACUACUCACACGAUCAACCUUUCAGAACCCUACGGAUUGCGCAAGUCGUGGUCCGGAACGUCCGUCUAUCUCAAAGAGGGCUCGGUCCAGUUCCUUCAAGACAUCAUCCCGUUGUGGCAGGCUCAUGCCCAGGAGCUAAUGGCUGCUGCCGAAAAGUUGAAUGAAGCCUUAUCGCCUCUGUUUGUGUAUCAACCGAUAUCGACAAACAUUUUGGAGGCGAUGCAGAAGAACGGCGGCAAUGCGCUGGGACUGACUCCAGAGGCCGGUCCACUCAUUCACAUCCAGGUAACCACACACUGGGGAACAUCUGAACUAGAUGGUCUUGUAGAGAGCAGAGUUGCAGACCUGAUUGAGCAAAUUGAUGAGCUUGCAGAGGAUAGGGGCGUUGCGGCAAAGUAUAUCUACAUGAACUACGCGGGACAGCAUCAAGACGUCUACGGUGGAGUGUUGGACCAAGACCUAGACCACGGCAUAUGCUUUCAAGCGGGGUUUAACCGGAAACCCGAAAGAGAGGACGCUCUCGAAGGCCCACCUACCUGCGAAUGCUGCAAAGAUUUGCCAGAUGAAGAAGAAGAGAACAUUGAGGACGACGAAUGGUACUUGGGAGAUGAGGCGAGCAGUCCAGGCCCCUUGCAUGCCGUCGACCUCCCCAAUGAUAGGGAACACGGUUUCACUAUUCGUUCUCUCCACGGCUUGGCCGCUCUCACACAUCUCAGCAUCGGCAUUCGGGCUUUGAUGGGUUCCAAAGAGAGGAGAGAUUGGGAGGUGCCUCCGCCGGGUACACCGAAGCUACAUGAGCAACUUCUACUGAGGCUGAUUGACGCGUUUGCACCUAGCUUGCAGCAUCUGUGUAUAUGCGCAUGA
Messenger RNA from Colletotrichum orchidophilum, 1818 nucleotides. RefSeq names its product FAD binding domain-containing protein. The record is from RefSeq and is a predicted model, not a curated record. Gene Ontology annotation, molecular function: FAD binding. NCBI's taxonomy places the organism in Eukaryota, Fungi, Ascomycota, Sordariomycetes, Glomerellales, Glomerellaceae. Bases 1 to 1818 code for a protein of 605 amino acids. The transcript is spliced from 3 exons.